This is a messenger RNA of Rhinichthys klamathensis goyatoka, 1457 nucleotides long. It is a transcript of the gene npffr1l1, whose product is annotated as neuropeptide FF receptor 1 like 1. Gene Ontology annotation, biological process: G protein-coupled receptor signaling pathway. Gene Ontology annotation, molecular function: peptide binding; neuropeptide receptor activity. Gene Ontology annotation, cellular component: membrane. Bases 1 to 1209 code for a protein of 402 amino acids. The record is from RefSeq and is a predicted model, not a curated record. The transcript has 4 exons. NCBI's taxonomy places the organism in Eukaryota, Metazoa, Chordata, Actinopteri, Cypriniformes, Leuciscidae.
AUGAAAUCCAAAAUAGACAAAAUGACCCUGAACCUCUCUGCUGACAACCUCACCUCGGACAACUUCACGCUCCUGCCAUAUUACAUCCACUCGGCAGGGAUGGCGGUCAGCUACAUCCUCUCAUACCUGCUGGUGCUGCUCCUCUGUGUCGUGGGGAACGGACUUGUCUGCCUGGUGAUCAUCAGGAACCGACACAUGCGUUCGGUCACUAAUCUCUUCAUCCUGAACUUGGCCAUUAGUGAUCUGCUGGUCGGCGUGUUCUGUGUGCCCACCACACUGAUUGACAACCUCAUCUCAGGUUGGCCUUUUGGCCAGGUCACCUGCACUGUGAGCAACCUGGUCCAGGGCAUGUCAGUGUCUGCUUCUGUCUUCACCCUGGUUGCCAUAGCAGUUGAUAGGUUUUCCGGGAUUGUUUACCCUUUCCAUCACCGCCUGAGGCCGGUCACUGCACUCUUCGCCAUCAUCUUCAUUUGGCUGCUCGCUUUUGCCAUCAUCUUUCCUUCCGCUGCAACCCUGACCGUCAUUCACCUGGAUGACAUCUACAUGGUGCAGGACAAGCAGAUCUACCCACUGUUUGUGUGUUUCGAGGACUGGCCGAGAGCCGACAUGCGACGAGUUUACACCACAGUAAUCUUCAUCCAUGUUUAUCUGGCCCCGCUGGGUCUCAUAAGCAUCAUGUACGGCUGCAUCGCUGGCAAACUCUCCAACAACCUACGUGAGAAUCGAGCUCGCUCUAGGAGGAGGAUGAAAGUCAUCAAGAUGCUCAUCAUGGUUGCCGUUCUCUUCAUGGUGUCCUGGCUGCCGCUUUGGACUUUGAUGCUUCUUACGGACUAUCAGGAUCUGGACCGCCAACAGAUUGACUUCUUGAGCAGCUAUCUUUUUCCUGUAGCUCAUUGGCUGGCGUUCUUCAACAGUGGGGUUAAUCCGAUCAUCUACGGCUUCUUCAACGAGAACUUCCGGAGGGGCUUCCAGGCCGCUAUGGCCUGCGGCUCCUGCAACUCUGUUGGGUUGGAGAUGUGUCACACGCACUUUGCUCUCCCGCCCCCUAACAAAGUAUCCAACGGGAGCCGAGGUGUGACCAACAGGCGGAAAGAUUGCUGCUUCGCUGUAAUGCCUCAAGGGGCGGCAAAUGGUAUUCAGGGAAUUCUCCUUGAGGACAUGAAUGUAAUUACAGCCUCCCACAGAGUUAUAGGAGCCUGGAUGGAGUGAAGGAUUGAGGAGUUCUAUAUCCCAGGAGAAAGCUGUAGCAUUGCCAUUCUUCUCAAUGACUCAAGUUCCUCAGUUUGCUUCAUAGAUAAUCAUUCCCCAAACAUGUGAUUCUGAACUUUUCAACCUUUUUGUAUGUUGCUCGCAAAAAUUAUUUCAGAAUAAACAGCUACUUUUGAAUGGCUGUGUAACGAGUUAGCUCAAAGGGGAAAUAUUAAUAAUAACUCAUAACUUGUUAUGAUUAAUUAUGA